AUGUUUAAGCAGGCCUCAGAGUUUAACAAGAAAAUAGCUUCCCGUCUAGUUAAGGAUGAAACAACUUGGUCGUUUAUCCCGGCUAACUCUCCUCACUAUGGUGGUCUGUUGGAAGUGGGAGUCAAAUCCAUAAAACAUCACCUUAAGAGAGUUAUUGACAAGCAUAUCCUAACCUAUGAGGAGCUGACAACUAUCUUUGUACAGAUCGAAGCGUGGCUUAACUCUCGCCCGCUCAGUGCUCUGAGCUCGGGAAUCGACGAUCUUCAAGCAAUUACUCCUUCUCAUUUCCUCAACAAAGGAGUUUCGACUCUGAUCCUAAAGGUUCCCCAACCCAAUCUACCUGAAAAUCGAUUGACUCACCUCCAGCUUUUCCAACGUAUUCGGAACAACUUCUGGAAGGGGUGGUCUUCUGAAUAUGUUCUUGAAUUACAAAAGCGUAAAAAUGGCGGAGCCCAAGUGAAAACUUUGCGGUGGGACAGCUGGUGUUAG
Molecule: messenger RNA, 489 nt
Organism: Copidosoma floridanum
Lineage: Eukaryota; Metazoa; Arthropoda; Insecta; Hymenoptera; Encyrtidae
Source: RefSeq, a predicted model, not a curated record